Molecule: messenger RNA, 761 nt
Organism: Pistacia vera
Lineage: Eukaryota; Viridiplantae; Streptophyta; Magnoliopsida; Sapindales; Anacardiaceae
Product: stress-response A/B barrel domain-containing protein UP3-like
Exons: 1
Coding region: 16-669 (217 amino acids)
Source: RefSeq, a predicted model, not a curated record
UCCGUCAAACCAACCAUGUCGUCAACCGUCGAGCACAUCGUCCUCUUCAAGGUCAAGUCCGACACCGACCAAUCGAAAGUCAACACCAUGAUUAACAACCUCAACGGCCUCAUCUCCCUCGACCCUGUUCUCCAUCUCACCUCCGGUCCGGUAAUCCGAACCGGAUCCUCUCUCUUCUCAUUCACUCACAUGCUCCACAGCCGCUACAACUCCAAGGAUGAUUUAGCCGCCUACUCUGAACACCCUGAUCACAUGAGUGUCGUCAAAGAAUCGGUCCUGCCAAUCUGUGAGGACUUAAUGGCCGUCGAUUGGGUGGCUGAUCAAUCUCCCUCCCCUGUGGCCCCACCCCCGGGGUCGGCCAUAAGAAUCACAUUUUUAAAAUUGAAGGAGAAUUUGGGGGAGGAAGUGAAAAACGAAAUAUUGGGGGUAAUUAAAGGAAUUAAGGAAAGUUUUGGGGGAAUUGAUCAACUCACUUGUGGAGAAAACUUUUCUCCGGCCAGAGCAAAAGGGUUUUCGAUUGCUUCGAUUGCCGUUUUCAAGGGAGUGAAAGAAAUGGAAGAAGCUGAUUCCAACGAGGAGUUGGUGAAAUUGCAGAAAGAGAAGAUUAAAGAUUAUAUUGAAGGCGUGAUUGUUGUUGAUUAUGUGGUGCCUUCAGCUUCCAGUCUUUAGAAAUUGUAUCUCUGAAUGGUAUGCUAUCAAGACAUCAACUUGUUUAAGAAUCAAUAAUAAUGAAGACUGGAUUAUGAACAUUUUCUUUUUAA